AUGGACAAGAUCAAAACAGUAAAACAGCUUGAAAAGUUUAUUCAAAUAAUCGAUACAUGGAGCACCCUACAAGAAACAUCUAUAAAACUCCUCUCCUCCAUCUCAAACAUCCGGCUCCAGCAAAACGCAGCUACCAUCUUGUCCUCAUCAAAAUCACUUUCAACCAUUCCCAUCCUAGCCGAAUUCCCAGAUAUGCUACCCCGUCUCCUCUCAAAACAGACAUCAAAACUAGAAUCCAUGUAUUCAGACUUGAAAACACGCAUCAUGCCCGAGUUUGCGUCCGUGGUAAAGACAAUGAAGACGAAUGCUCGUGACGUGGUGUCAAAGACGCCGUUAGUAGCACAGGAACCGUUAGUAGAGACAGCUGUUGGGUUAUUGAGACCGUUAGAAGUCGCAUCGUGGAUUGAUACGCUGUGUAUCAUGUAUGAACGGGAGUAUCGGAUGAAGGAGACGCUGAUUGUCAUGUUGUUGAGUGGAGACAGUGAGCUGAAUGGGGUGGAUCAUAUCCUGAAGAGGUGGAAAAGCGAGGUGCAUGUUGACUCUGUACUGGUGUCGACGUGUCGUGAAAGACUAGCUCUGGCGCAACAGACUCUACGAAUGAGGUAG
This is a messenger RNA of Synchytrium microbalum, 606 nucleotides long. RefSeq lists its product as uncharacterized. The record is from RefSeq and is a predicted model, not a curated record. Lineage: Eukaryota; Fungi; Chytridiomycota; Chytridiomycetes; Synchytriales; Synchytriaceae. The transcript has a single exon. Bases 1 to 606 code for a protein of 201 amino acids.